Hippoglossus stenolepis (Pacific halibut) is the source of this 6526-nucleotide messenger RNA. It is a transcript of the gene mtss1, whose product is annotated as MTSS I-BAR domain containing 1. The record is from RefSeq and is a predicted model, not a curated record. The transcript has 14 exons. Gene Ontology annotation, molecular function: actin binding; phospholipid binding. Bases 868 to 3519 code for a protein of 883 amino acids. Gene Ontology annotation, cellular component: cytoplasmic side of plasma membrane; actin cytoskeleton. Gene Ontology annotation, biological process: cell projection assembly; plasma membrane organization. NCBI's taxonomy places the organism in Eukaryota, Metazoa, Chordata, Actinopteri, Pleuronectiformes, Pleuronectidae.
GUGGAUCAGUGUGUGUAACUUGCCGCGGGGAUCGAACCCUCACUCACUCGCUCCAGGUCGGGACUCCUGUUGGAAGUAUCCGGAGGGAAGCGUCCUCCUGUCGGAUCAAGUCACUGGAAAAACACCGCGGUGCCGCUCGGACACUCUGCGGGGGAAACAAGCACCGGACGCGGGGUUGAAUGCGAGCCGGAGGAGAGCAGGGGGAAAGCGGGUCAGAGGACCACUGAUCGAUACCCUCGGUUCGUGUGUGCGUGUGUAUGCGCGUGUGUGUUUUCGUUUGGAAACACACACACACACACACUCUCUCACACACACACACAGUCACAGGUUGCUAGCGGAGUUGACGCUAACCGAGCUAGCCACGUUAGCUCCCCGCGGCUAGCCGUGUCCUCCGCCGUUUUUUUUUCCCCCACCACCACCACCGGGACCAAACACCCCGCCGGAGCCGGAGUUCAAGUUAGCAGAGGCGGCCGGACCCUCCGCACGCAGGCCCGCUCCACACACCGGGGCACGAUGUGGUGUUUUUCGGGGCGUGUGUCCCGCUGGCCGGCUGCUAGCAUCGGCUGACCGAAGCCCGACGCCUGCUCCGCGGACAUGGAUUCUCCUCCCGGGUUCUGCUUCUCUCCGCGCUCGCCUGUUUUUUAAAGCUGGACUUUGCUCUCGGGCUGUUCUUAAGCCGCAGUCCUCCCCCGGGUUUAAUCUCAUUCUGUCGGACGAGUGUUUUACUAAAUCCUGCCUGGCUCUUUUUUUUUUUUUCUGUGCGUGUUUUUAUUUUUUUUUCCCGGAGGAGGAGGAGGUAAAAAAGAGGAAGAGGGGAAAAAAAAAAAAGUUUGGGAGAAGUUGAGGAUUUUUCCGAGCCUGUGGAAAAUGGAUGCGGGUAUAGAGAAGGAAUGCAGCGCCUUGGGAGGGCUCUUCCAGCUCAUCAUGACCGACAUGAAGGCCAGUUAUCCGACAUGGGAGGACUUUGUGACCAAAGGAGCCAAACUGCAGUCACAGCUCAGGACGACCAUCGUGGUAACUGGAGCCUUCCUGGAUGCUUUUCAGAAGGUGGCAGAUAUGGCAACCGGGACCCGAGGUGCCACGAAGGAGAUCGGCUCGGCCCUGACCAGGAUGUGUAUGAGACACCGCAGCAUCGAGUCCAAACUCAAACUGUUCACUACAGCUCUCUCAGAAAGUCUCAUCACUCCGCUGGAGUUGAAGAUGGAGGAGUGGAAAAAAGCGGCCAGUCAGCUGGACAAAGAUCACGCCAAAGAGUAUAAAAAAGCCCGGGCAGACAUCAAGAAGAAGUCGUCAGACACCAUCAAACUGCAGAAGAAGGUGAAAAAGGGGAAGGACCAGGCGCGGGGACAGCUGGACAGCGCACUGCAGGACGUCAACGUGCGUUACGCUGUCCUGGAGGAAACGGAGAAGCGAGCCGUGUGCAGGGCGCUGAUAGAGGAGAGGGCGCGCUACUGCAACUUUGUCACCAUGCUGAAACCUGUCCUGGACCACGAGAUCAACAUGCUGGGUGAGGUGACCCACCUUCAGGCCAUCCUGGGAGAUCUGAUGAACCUGACAGCUGAGCCCAAUAAACUUCCUCCGGCCAGCGAGCAGGUCAUUUCAGACCUGAAAGGUUCUGAUUUCAACUACAGCUACCAGACACCUCCAGCUUCUCCAAGUGGCACACUGUCCAGGAAGAGCAGCAUCAGCAGUAACUACCAGUUGGGAUCUGUGAGACACGUUCCCUCACUGGACUCUAUCAGCUCUGCUGUGGAUGGAGUACACAUCCAGCGCUGCUCCUCCCCCUAUCUGCGGAUUGGCUGCGAUGAAAGUGGGCGCUCCCUCAGCGAAGGGAACUCCCCUUCUCACCUCGGUCGUCAGGGCAGCCGUGGUCGCUAUGGUUACGCUGCUGGCCAUGGCCAUCAGCCCACGCUGAGCCGCGUUAGCCGCAGGGAUAUGACCACAGACACACUGGGAUCCAACAAUCAGAUGGCUGCUGGGGGAAGUAGAGGCCCGGAGAACGGGCUGCUGGCUCCACCACACAGCGUCUACGGAGAGAGAACACGAGCCAUGUCUGCGUCUGGGAAGUCUUGCUCGGCCCGGGAUCAGCUGGCGUUGACCCUGGGUGCGUUGAAUUCGGACGCCCCGAGAAGCAGCCGGGACUCUCUGCACUGCUCCAGCGGCUACAGCACCCAGACCACCACCCCGUCCUGCUCCGAGGACACCAUACACUCACACACUGUAAAGAGAGAUCCUCCCCUCUAUGUCGACUACGAGUGCAUCUCUCUCCACAGAGACGCCGACUCCAUCUCCUUACAUCACCUGUCCCUCGGAAACAGCCAGUCCGACUUUGACAGGUCCUCGACCAUCCCGAGGAACUCUGACCUCAGUUUACAGUACAGGAAGUUCGCUCAGUCCAAACGCCCCGCCUCCACCGUCAGCCUGUUGGCCGACCCCGAGUUGAUUGGCGGGUCUGUCCGCCAGCUGCCGUCCCACACGGCGACCAUCAGGCGCAAACCGUCGUCCAAGCCGGCGUAUCGCAGGGGAACAAUCAGCGGAGGGGUGCCCAUCCCCAUCAGCACUCCGCAGGUCCCCAUGAAAGCUGUCGGAGUAAGCGAUGGUAGCGACGAUAAUGUUUUCAAAGCGCCCCCUGCUGUAGGAGCGGGAGGCUUAGGUCACAGCAAACUCUGCACGUCCACGCAGAGCCUCAGCGCCUUACCGCCCUCUUCCUCCCCGUACUACCAGCUGGUCCCAGGCCACAUGCCCAUCCCGGUGCCUGUUCCCACUGUACCUUCCCUGCCAGCAGAGGGCAGCAACACCAGACAGCAGCAACAGAGACAGUACCAGCAGCAACUGCAUCCGCAUCCGCACAACCAACAACUCCAGAUUCAGCAGCAGCAGCAGCAAUAUUAUCAGCAGCAGCAGCAACAUCAGCUGCAUCUUCAGCAGCAGCAACUUCAGCAGCAGCAGUUCCAGCAUCCGCAGCAUCAACAUCAGAAGCAGGAGCAGCUUCAGCAGCAGAUCCAGCAUCAGCAGGCUCUGCUUCAGCAACAGGAUCAAUAUCAGAAGCAGGAGCAGCUUCAGAAGCUUCAGCAGCUUCAGCAGCAGGUCCAGCUUCAGCAGGCUCUGCUUCAGCAACAGGAUCAAUAUCAGGAGCAGGAGCCGCUUCCACAGCUUCAGCAGCAGUUCCAGCUUCAGCAGUCUCUGCUUCAGCAGCAGGAUCAAUAUCAGAAGCAGGAGCAGCUUCAGCAGAACCAGCAGAACCAGCAGCAGAAACAGAAGCUGUUCCAGCAGCUGCACCAGGCCCAGCUCCAGCCCUCAACUCCCCAGGCAGACCCCUCCUGGCCGGGCCACAGCACUCACGACCAGCCCCAGCCUCCUCCGCCCUCCAGCCAGGAUCAGAACCCGGAGCCGCUGACCCAGGACGGAGGGGGAGGAGGGCGAGACAUGCUGACCCUCAUGAGAGGAGUAAAGCUCAAAAGGACCCUCACCAACGAUCGCUCCGCCCCUCUUCUGCCUGGCCCAACCAAUCACAAAUGAGGCUGAGCGACAGACUGUUUUGCUUCCCAGGGGGUUAACGUUACGUUUAAUGGGUUCAACGCCCAAAAGAGGCACCUGAGGGUGUUAGCACAGACUUUGCAAACACACUGACUAAUCGCUGGUACUUGAUGUGUAUCGUGUUUUAUUUUCUUCCCUUUAGGACGUUUUAGAUUUCUGUUUUAAAACAUUUUGAGACGUUGAUGUCUUUUCCUGUUGCUGUAGCAACCGUCUUUCUGCUUUUUUCUGCUUUUUGUUUGCAUUUUGAUUGUGCAUAAAGUUUUUUGUUUGACCCAGUCUCGCCUAAAGAGCUGAUUGUUUUAGUUAGCGCUCACCUCCUGGUCAGGUGAUCGUUCUGUGGCUUGUUAAUUGGCCCAAAAUGAAGCUGUUAGUGUCUCAGAUCCUUUUCAGUCCUUUGUGCGUUUGAUUCGCCUUUUGCCGCCUCCUCCUCCUCCCAGUAGGAGGGUGGGGUUUAGUUAUCAGUCCAGUAGCUCCACUGUGUCACGUGGUUGAACCGCGGCGUGUGGAGCUUUUAAUUUGCUUUAAUUUGUCGUAGACUGUUUCAUUCGGUCCCGGACAUCUCAAAGAGUUGAACACAGAACCAGACUCUCCCUGAAUAAAACAUCCACUAUUGUGUCUGUAGACUGUAAAUAUAUCAGAACAAAGAAAGCUGAGGGAACACCCGGGGGGAGCUUGGGUGUUUCCGUCGUCUGAACUGAAACUUGAACUUGAUUUCUUGAUUUCCUCCCCGUUUGAGUGGCAGCAGUUUCUGUCUCCGGGACGACAAACGGUGCCACUAUUUGUGGAAAAGGAUUAAAAAUGUUACUGCGGGCAAAUGUCUGGUUUACUGUGUAAGUAAUCAUCUGGUUAACAUGUGGAAUGGUUGUAAUCGUAUGAGGAAAUGGGACGCUCCGGUUCGUUUGCAGCUUUUAGAGGCAACAAGAAAACAGUCGCUCUUAGAAUAAAGAAAAAAGUAGAGUUGCUCAUAUGACGUGUUCAGAUCUGUGAUGUUUUAAGAGCAGACAUGUUUAAAGACCUGAUCGAACACUCGGCUACCACUGAACUUUUUAGAUCUCAGUUUAAUAACUAAAGUCUGACCCACAUACAAUGCGUGAGGCUGAUGAUGAACAAUAACAGGAAGCGUUCUGUUUUUGGCGAGAUGUAUAAAUCUGGUUUCUCAGCCCGGAGAUGUUCUGAUACUUUAUUUCCCUUCCUGAUCCAGAUUCUGAUACCUGGAGUUUGCGUAUCUGUGCUGUACAAAGAAAAAAAUCCAAAUUAACAAUAAGCUUAUGAGAUCUGCCAUGUUAAAUAAACAUGUUAAAGCGUCUGACCUCAGCUUCCGUCACUGAGGUUCUGUUAAACUUAGACUUUUAACUUUACAUUAAAAACAGUAUUUAUCUGCAGAGUUGGGUUUGGCUCCAGUAGCUGGUUCUAUUUGGAUCCUGUUCCCAAACUAGUGGGUUAAAUCUGAUCUCCUCUCAGUUCACAUGCACAGUUUAAUAUUCUGGACUGUAGAUUGAGUCCGUUGCCUCUAAAAGUUGCUUGUGGAGCGUGGCCUCGGCGUUGGGACCAGUUUGAGCAGCAGAGCAGGGCCGUAGAUACCAUGAAGCCCCGGGGUCACGACAUCGGUCAGUGGAUCAACUCGGUGGUUAAAUCACAUUAGCAGGAGUUUGAGUAGAGUUGCUGAGUCAUUGUUUUCUAUCGGAUUAAUAUGAACAUAUUUUUUUAUUCCUUAAAAUCAUUUAGUGUGUAAAAUAAGAGAAAUUAAGUAGAAAUGUCUGACAACCACCAGAGAGCCAAAGGUGUCAUCUUCAAAUGUUCAAACUAUAUCUCUGAUCUUCAGUUAAUAAUCAUAAAAUCACCUAAAAGGUUUCAACAUUUUUUGCUUUAAAAUUGUCUUAAUAUAACAAUAAAUACAAUAUCAAAACGGUGGCCAAGUCAUUUUUGUCGGUUAUUCGAUUCAACCCUACUUUUCAUUUUCCAAAAACAUUGCAAGUGUGUGUUUCAAGUCUGUUUAUGAUUUUCUGAUGGUUUUUUUUUUUAUGCAAGAAAUAUCAAAAAAUGUAGUCAAUUUGUAAUAAAGUCAAAAACCUAUAAAACUAUUCAAAAGAAUUAAAUAUCUGAAGGUUUUAGCGAAAGUUGCAACAUAAGAAAAUGAAAUGGAGUAAAAUCAAAAUAUGAAAAUUUGUUUAUUUUUUCUAAAGUAGAAUAGAGUUCGAAUGACGUAAUAUUUAUUAAAACUGUUAUUUAGAUAUUUGCCUGUUUGUUGCAGCUCUGUUACAGAUUCCAAAACCAUUACACAUGAUCUGUUUCUGAUUUUCUGAUAUUUCUUGAACCAGAAAACCUAAAAUAUUUUCCUCCUGAAUUAAGUACCUGCAGGUUUAAAGUCCAUAAUGUUGGAAAAUGACAUUUAAAAGCAACAUGAGUCGGUUAUGAAAAUGAAAUGUCAGUGUUUGACCUCCGUGAUCCCGGCUCCGGCCCUGCUGGGAAGCUGCCUGCCAGAGACCCGCUGCAUGCUGGGAAAUGCAGUCCAGUCUCUGGUCCUGGUCUGACUUCAGAGAAAAGGUUUCUGUGUAUUUUGGGAUGGUUUUUUUUGCAGCUUAUUCAAGUGUUUUAUUUUGUUGUUGAGAUGAAAGUUGCCUUCUGAUCAGUCUGAGCUUCUGAUAAUCAUUUGAUUGAUUGAUUGAUUGAUUGAUUGAACCCUCAGUUGUGUAUAUAUCAAUGCUUCAUUCCUGGGAGAGCCCGAAAUCUAAAUAUAAAAUGUAUGUGAACAUAUCCUGAUUGUAUUUUUAUUGAUUUAAUGAUCUGACGACUUGAUCGAUCGUAUUUUUGUAGAAAAGCUUUAAAGGAGGAAACUGAAAGUGAACUUUCUGAGGUUUGAGGAUCUGAUGCCUGAUUGGACGAGUGACUGGAGAAACGACACCAACCAACAAGAAUGUAGAAAUGUGUUGUUCGUCAUCUUUUCACGUUCACUGUGGGAUCAAUAAUAAUAAUUACAACUGAUUCAUCA